Daldinia loculata is the source of this 899-nucleotide messenger RNA. RefSeq lists its product as uncharacterized. The record is from RefSeq and is a predicted model, not a curated record. Gene Ontology annotation, cellular component: mitochondrion. NCBI's taxonomy places the organism in Eukaryota, Fungi, Ascomycota, Sordariomycetes, Xylariales, Hypoxylaceae. Gene Ontology annotation, biological process: respiratory electron transport chain. The transcript has 3 exons. Bases 129 to 500 code for a protein of 123 amino acids.
AAACCGGUGCCAGCGCUAUAGCGUUGCGUCAUGUCCAACCGUCUUUCUUUUCCUCGUACAUGUAUAUUAAUGACCUAGGUUAACAGGUAGGUACAUAUCUGCCCACCUCCUACCAACCGACAUACACCAUGUCCACCUUCACCCGCCCAAUCCGACUCUUCUCCUCCGUCUCGCAACACCUCCAAAAACGCUUCAAACUAAAACCCACCCGCACCAACGAUGCCUUAACCACCUCCAUGCUGCCCCCGCCUAAUCCCGUGUUGCGGCGGCAGGUCAUAUCCAUCUACAAGGAGCUUCUGAACCGCGGCCGCGACUAUCCCAAGGGCUACGAUUACUUCCGAAAACGGCUCCAUAAGGCCUUCCAGGAGAAAGCGUCACUGCGCGACAAGAAGGAAAUCCAGGGAGCUAUUAAAAAAGCCGAGUAUGUAAAGAAAGAACUCGAGGCGCUGUACUUCUUGAAACGGUAUCGUACUCUUAGGAAGAGGUAUGAUGGACUAUAAUUGGCUGCAAGGAAGUGUGUUAGAGAGCUAUAUUUCCGGAUUGAGCUGGAUCCGUUAGUAGAUCGCCCUCCGGGUGUCGACAUCGUGAAGAUUUAGAUCGGUGGAUCAAGGCGAAUCGAUGCCAAGGAUGUCGACCAAAUAUAGCAUGGGUAAACAGCCAAAUAGGUAGACUAGACAUUCGAAUUAUGAUGUCGGAUUUAGCUUCUUUCUGGCGCACCAUGCUCCGACUUCCAGACAUUCUCCCCAACUCGUGCCGCCUUCGCGCAGUAGAUCGUUCAUCAUCUUUCCGCACCAUCCGUCCCAUUCGUCUUGGCUCUUCCCGCUAACUUCUCGGAUGAUCGGCUCGAGGCAGAGUAUCAACCCUACCAUCGUCUCUAGCGCGGUUCGUCUGAGAGCAGC